CUAUUUAAUAGGUGUAUUAUGGGAAAUUCCAACUCAGUCUAGACACAAGCUUAACCCCAAUAGGAAUGCAAAGCAUGCAGUGCUUGUCCAGAGACCAGAUAAUUGAGGGAUGAAUGCAUUAUUUUCAAUGGAGAAGAAUAAUGUAAGAAGGAAAUAGAAAACCAUAAAGUAUGUUUAAAAAAGUAUGGGUUUGAAUGAAUUAUAUCCAUAAGUUAGUUAUUAAAUAAUCGUUUAUGUAGAUA
Paramecium tetraurelia is the source of this 242-nucleotide messenger RNA. RefSeq lists its product as uncharacterized. Gene Ontology annotation, molecular function: copper ion binding; copper chaperone activity. The transcript has a single exon. Lineage: Eukaryota; Ciliophora; Oligohymenophorea; Peniculida; Parameciidae. Gene Ontology annotation, cellular component: mitochondrial intermembrane space. The record is from RefSeq and is a predicted model, not a curated record.